This is a messenger RNA of Cucurbita moschata (crookneck pumpkin), 1262 nucleotides long. RefSeq names its product transcription factor bHLH71-like. The transcript is spliced from 3 exons. Gene Ontology annotation, molecular function: RNA polymerase II cis-regulatory region sequence-specific DNA binding; protein dimerization activity; DNA-binding transcription factor activity, RNA polymerase II-specific. The record is from RefSeq and is a predicted model, not a curated record. Lineage: Eukaryota; Viridiplantae; Streptophyta; Magnoliopsida; Cucurbitales; Cucurbitaceae. Gene Ontology annotation, biological process: regulation of transcription by RNA polymerase II. The coding region runs from base 156 to 1061 and encodes 301 amino acids.
UAUAUGAAGCAAUCCAAUUCUGCCCCACUCACGUGCACCUUAUAUACCUCUUUCCUUUUACAUUACCCUUUCAACAAUUCCUACACUUCUCUUCCCAUUCAUCCCUUCUCUCCCUAUCUUCCUUCAACACAAUUCCUAACCAAAAACCAAACAAAAUGAGUCUUGAUGCUCUUUCUUCCAAUGACUUCUUCAACUUCAUCAUCUACGACACCAUCUCCGCAAUCCCCAACACCUCCCCCGUCCUCCACGACUCGUCGGAGAACACAUUUUUCUCCGACGACACGUGUUCGAGACAUCAAGAUCACCAACAUGGGCUUGAAGGAAGCUUGAAACCCGAUAGAAAACGCCGUCCGAGUGAGUUGGAAAGCCUCCGGACGGCGUCGACACGACAAGGGAAGAAGAAGAGGAAGAGAAAACCAAGGGUUUGUAAGAACAAAGAGGAAGCUGAAACACAAAGAAUGACACACAUUGCUGUUGAAAGGAACCGCCGCAAACAGAUGAAUGAGCAUCUUUCAGUGUUACGUUCACUCAUGCCCGAAUCCUAUGUUCAAAGGGGUGACCAAGCAUCCAUAGUAGGAGGAGCGGUUGAGUUUGUGAAGGAAUUGGAGCAUCUUCUAUCAACUUUGGAAGCCAAGAAGCUGCAAGUUUUACAGAAAGAAGUUGAUCAUCAAGAACAAGAGAUUAAUGAUAAUAAGUUGUUUUCAUUUGGAAGUUUGUUGAUGAAUAAUUCAGAUCAUAAUUAUUGUUCCCAAUACUCUACCAAAUACACUUCCAAAUCCAAGGCUUCUUCAGCUGAUAUUGAAGUUACUAUGAUUGAAACUCAUGCAAACCUUAGAAUCCUAUCAACAAGAAGCCAUAGACAGCUCUUGAAGCUCAUUGCUGGUUUGCAGGCUCUUCGUCUCACCAUUCUUCAUCUAAGUCUUACUGAUUUUCAUCCAUUGGUUCUUUACUCCAUCAGCCUCAAGGUUGAAGAAGGAUGCCAACUAAGAUCAGUAGAUGACAUAGCAGCAGCAGCACAUCAUAUGGUGAGAAUAAUUGAGGAAGAAACUAUGUUAUGUUAAAAUGUAAACAAUUCAAAAGCCAAAACAAAGAAAAAGAAGAGGUAAGAGCAUUGAAAUGGAAUCAGCCAUUAAAAUGCCAAGUUCACUGUGUGUGUGCAUGUGGCUUGGUUUGAUGUAAUUAGUAAAUGAAUGUGUUUUUAUGUAAGAUGAUAUUGUUUUGUAGCUUUCAAGGGUUUGUCUUAUUUGCUUUAGUUUCUCUUU